Molecule: messenger RNA, 1386 nt
Organism: Mangifera indica (mango)
Lineage: Eukaryota; Viridiplantae; Streptophyta; Magnoliopsida; Sapindales; Anacardiaceae
Product: U2 small nuclear ribonucleoprotein A'-like
Exons: 8
Coding region: 159-1016 (285 amino acids)
Biological process (GO): mRNA splicing, via spliceosome
Molecular function (GO): protein binding; U2 snRNA binding
Source: RefSeq, a predicted model, not a curated record
CCUCUCUUCUAAACGUGAGAAAGGGGCUCAAGUUCUCAUUAUUUUUAGCGGUUUCGAUAGUAGAAACGCCCUAGAGUUCAAACGGCUAAAAGCAGCGUCGUAGCCAAAUCGCCGUCGCUGCACUCGGUGCGAGUGUGUACUAGUUGCUUCCCUUAGAGAUGGUGAGACUUACUGCCGAUUUGAUUUGGAAGAGCCCUCACUUCUUCAAUGCCAUUAAGGAGCGCGAAUUGGAUCUUCGAGGUAACAAAAUUGCUGUAAUUGAAAACUUGGGAGCUACCGAGGAUCAAUUUGAUACUAUUGAUUUGUCUGACAAUGAGAUUGUGAAGCUCGAGAACAUGCCUCUUCUUAAUCGUUUGGGUACUUUGAUUAUUAACAACAAUAGAAUUACUCGAAUCAAUCCCAACAUUGGAGAGUUCUCGCCAAAGUUGCACACUUUAGUUCUCACAAACAACAGGCUUGUCAACUUGGUGGAGAUUGAUCCUCUCGCCUCGCUUCCCAAGUUGCAGUUCUUAAGUUUGUUGGAUAAUAAUAUCACCAAGAAGCCUAAUUAUAGGCUUUAUGUCAUUCACAAACUGAAAUCUCUUCGGGUUCUUGAUUUUAAGAAGGUAAAAAAUAAGGAGAGGCUGGAAGCAGCAAGUCUAUUUGCCUCUAAAGAAGUUGAAGAGGAAGCUAAAAAGGAAUCUGCAAAGAUGUCUGCACCAAUUGAAGCUCCAAAUGUUUCCGAAGUUCCUCCAGAGGAUCAACAAACUCCAAAAGUGGUUGCCCCCACGCCUGAGCAAAUUAUUGCUAUCAAGGCUGCCAUUGUGAAUUCCCAGACACUUGAAGAGGUGGCACGACUUGAACAGGCUUUGAAGUCAGGUCAGCUUCCUGCAGAUUUUCAAAUUCCAGAUGAUAAUGACACCAAGAAUGGAAAAGGUAAAGAUGAGAAAGAGGUCUCAGACAGUGAAGCUGAAGUUGAGCCCAGAAAUACAGAAGAACAGGGAAAUGAUGAACCUGCUCCCAUGGAACAGGAAUAGAAAGGCUAGUCCAGUCUACGUGAAGUCUAUACUCUUUAAGCUUGACGGGUUGUAUCAUCAAGAGAACAUUUGAGUUAGUUUUAGAAUUUCAUCUACUUUAUCAGGGGCUGCCAGAUAUGGAAAACUAUUUCUGUGGUUCUUCUGACACCCCUCCCUUAUGUUACCCUUUUCCCUUGUUGUGACCAGAAAAGCUAAUAGAGGUAAUUUGUUUCUUCAGCUAAAAUGUGGACAUGGGCAUGUAUAACUUUAUGUGUUUGGAAGUAUACAAGUUUUACCAUGUUCUACCAGAACUUGGAAAAUAUUGUUAGCAUUAUUUUGCCCUGAAUUGUGGAUUUCCGGUUUAAAAUGAAGCUUUGUUAGCUUAUCAGCA